Penicillium cosmopolitanum is the source of this 456-nucleotide messenger RNA. RefSeq lists its product as uncharacterized. NCBI's taxonomy places the organism in Eukaryota, Fungi, Ascomycota, Eurotiomycetes, Eurotiales, Aspergillaceae. Gene Ontology annotation, biological process: RNA processing. The record is from RefSeq and is a predicted model, not a curated record. Bases 1 to 456 code for a protein of 151 amino acids. Gene Ontology annotation, molecular function: ribonuclease III activity. The transcript is spliced from 3 exons.
AUGCGUGCGAUUUCGAUCGAUAAAGUCCGUAUUCUUCUUGAAAUUCCGGAAAUGCCGACGGACCUCAUCCAGGAAGCUUUGACUGUGGCCGGGGAAGACCAAAAAUACCCAGAUGGUUUCAAAGCCCUGGCUCAGCUUGGCACGACCUGCAUCAAUACUUGCUUUCUGGAAAUGGGAUAUAAAGGCUCACUGAGGAGGGAGAUCAAUUCCGAUAUCAGCACCAAAUACAACUCAAGCGUGUAUCGGGCAUCUGUGGCGAAGAGGAAUGGCAUCGACCACCUGAUUGAAUAUGGUAAAAAUGGCAAAGAAACCGAAAACAAUCUUGCUUUUGCCAUCAGCGCACUUAUUGCCACCGCGUAUCUCACACGCGGCUCAGAGGGUCUUCCUCUACAAGCGAAUGUGCUGAUACCGUCCUUCCAAUUCUCUCUACAGGACUUGAUGGUUUGGGGCUGGUAG